AAGAUCAGUUUGUGUGAAAUUGCGAUGCAUGCAUAAACAACAAACGAUUUUAAUUUUUUCAUUUAAAGUUCAUUUUAAAUUAAUUUAGUUCUAGGAAUGGAGGAUAGUGAGUUUGAUAUUUACGAUGACUUGGAUGUUUUCGAAAAUAAUGAGAAGCAAAAGGAAAAAAGUGCCGAUUAUUUGGAGCUGCAUAAGAAAUUUCGGGAAGCCGAAGAAGAGAUUCGCCGAUUACAAGAGGAAAAUGAGAGUUUGAAAGAACAAAUAGCUACUCAUCAGAAAAUUGAGGGCCGACUCGAACGAAAUGGUUCUAGUUUGUUAGUUACCGCCAAAGCGGAAAUCAAACGAAAAGAUGAUGAAAUCCAUCAUCUGCGUAAAGAGAAAGAUAAUAUCAUUUUUCGGCGUAAACACAAUAUGCAGAGAAAUCUGCAAACACGAAGUUCAGCUACACAAUCUCAAAUCACAUGUAAACCAUUCAUACCGUAUGAAUUAGUAGAAAUUGAUUUGGAUGCGAGAGAUAAAUCGAUGGAGCGAAGCCAUCGACGUAAUGACAAUCAAAGGAGCAAUCCAUUUGCAUCGAAAUCAAACAAUGACAAUUGCAAUGAAAACAAAGUGAAUCCAAAAAGCAGGGAGAUUUGUGUAGACAAAAAUCAUCGACAACAAUUUCGUGAUGAUUACAGUACACGCGGAAAACACAGUAAUCAACGAAGCAGAAACGAUGAACGACGCGAACAAUUGAAUGUUGAACGCCCAAAACGUAGACGGUCACGGAGCUUGUCGAAGGAACGAAAAAGAGCACGUCGAAGUCGAAGUCGAAGUCGAAGUCGAAGCCAUGCUGAAAGACGACUUCGUCGACGAAAUGAACGAAAUUCACCGGACAAAGGGACAAGGAAUCAGCAUUUGCGAACAAAGCGGGAAAAAAGUAAGAGUCAAAGUCCAAAACGAUCGACAAGUCCACAUGAGAAUGAUGAAAAACGGCAAUGCAAACAAAAGCUUGAUGAAAAUGCAACGAAACAAAAUUCAUCGAGACAAAAAUCGGAUGUGGAAAGUCAACCCAAAGAAAAUGAAAUGCCAACGAAAUGUGUCAUUUCGGAUGAAAAGGUGAAAAGUGUCAAAACCGAAAUUGAAAUUACACCACCGGUGUAUUCCACGUUGAGUCAUGAUGCCUUAGAAGAAGGAGAAAUCGAAGAAGACCAUGAUAGUAAGGGUGACACUACGGAUUGUAUUGUUCUAGAACAAAACCCAAGUUUACAGUUCACAUCUGAUAUCGAUGCUGCAUCACAUGAAAUUAAAACAGAGUUGACAGCCGCUCAAAGUGGUAUGAGUGAAAGUGAGAAAUUGUCAGAGAAUAAGUCAAUCUCAUCUACGGAUUUAAAUUCGGAAAGUCAAAUGGAAACGAUGCUAGAAGAAAAUAUCAAAAACGAUGAUCCGCCUCAAUCAUCACAUGAAAUUGAUACCAAUUCAGCUACUGUUAAGACUGAAAGUAUUGAUGUGGUCAAAAAUACAAAGGUUGAAAUCGAACCAAUUCGAAAGACUGAAGAUAUAGAAAUGAAAGGGCUAGAUAAUACAGAGCCAAAAAGAAUAGAAAACCCUCUAGUGCAUGAAAAUGAUUUGAUCGAUAAGACACCGCCAAAUCAAGAGAGAAACGAUGAAAAUAGCGUACCGAAUUUGCAAGAUAUUAGAAUCGAAGGAGUAAAAAAUGUAACAAAUUGCGAUGAAGCGCUUGCAGUUAACAACGAAAACACAGCAACUCUCAACUCUCCACCUUCGAAAAACAUCACAAAAUUAAACGAACAUGAUGAAAAUACCAAACAAAGUGAAACCAAUUCAAAUGGACAAAGUUUCACCGAUGCAAUGUACCACGAAUUGCUAAAUACUUCCGGCAAUAAAUCGGUUAAGAAUAUUUCGACCAGCUCAAAGGACUAUCUUAUUGUGGAAAAUGAGAAUAAUGAAACGGAUAUUUAUGUGACGCGAAAAAAGAAGAAAAAGAAGAAGAAGAGCCUCACGAAGGCGUAGCUGGAGCCAUUGAAGGACAAAACAAAUCAUUGUUAAAUAAUGCAUUAAUAACCAAAUUGUUUUUAUUUUUUUUUAAUAUACCAAAAAGUUUGGUAGUAAUAUGAUUGUUCGCAGUUAAAAUAUUUUAAUAAAUAUGCAUUGUUUUGGAACAUCAAA
Messenger RNA from Contarinia nasturtii (swede midge), 2169 nucleotides. It is a transcript of the gene FLASH, whose product is annotated as arginine/serine-rich coiled-coil protein 2. The transcript has 4 exons. The record is from RefSeq and is a predicted model, not a curated record. NCBI's taxonomy places the organism in Eukaryota, Metazoa, Arthropoda, Insecta, Diptera, Cecidomyiidae. Bases 97 to 2013 code for a protein of 638 amino acids.